AUGAGUGGGGGAGUCAAUGUGAAGUCGGCCCCCCGGCCUCCUCCCCCAUCAGGAAUCCCCCUUCCACGCAGUUUGUUGCCCUCUUCCCCAAAAACAGACACACGCCGCCGGGCUAGCGACCUGCCCAGGCCUUUGACACAGACCCCUAAACAGACACCCACACACACUCCCACACACACACCCUUACACUCUCCUUCACCUUGCCCACGGAGCUCCAGUAUCCCAGGGCCUUCCUCUAAGGACCAUCUGAGAGACGUCAGCUUGAAAAGUCAACUCUUACAGCGAACUGGAGGUCUACCUGCUCCCCAGGCUUCCCGUUCUGCCUACAGCAGCCCACGGACCCAGCGUCGGAUACCACCAGCACACUCCAAAGACACACUAGACCUGGGUAAACCUGGUCCCUGUGAAACCCCAACUCACUUUCCACAUGAUAGCAAUCGCAACAGAAGCACCUUCACCAAUAAGAACCAAGCAUGGGGAGCCAGCAACCCACGUCCACCGCUCCAGUUCAGGAGAGGGGAUAACUCCAACUCUGCGUCCCCGGCGGUAUUGGAGGUCAAGUCAGGAAAAGAAGAAGAGCCUCCAGAAAACCAUCCAACCCAGUCUGCCAUGUUGAGCAACGAUAAUCUCUGGCGCCCUCCCGCUCAAACAAGCUCUAUGCAUGCCAUCAGAGGGCGCAGUGAGUCCAACAGCCAAUCGGAUGAGGAGAUGGGGACUCCUGAGGACAGUAGUCCGGCCUCAUCUCCUGGUGUACUGCCUCUGCCACCACUCACAUUCACCAUGCCGGUUAUGUGCAAAAUGGCUACUGAUGAGCAGGAUCAAAGCCUACAAAAGGAGGCUGCAUUCACAGAAACACUCACACCAAGAGUCAACAUGGCUACUGUGGCUCCCUUCAGCUACAGGCUGCAGGUGCAGGGGAGUGAUUUAUUGCUAGAUGAACUGAGUGACUGCUCAUCUGGAUCCAUAGAGGUCUACUGUGAUGACCUUGUACCAGGAGGGAUGCUGGAGGCUAAUGUGGCUAACAUUAGCAUGACAGCUAAACCCAGAGAGCUGGACCUCAGGUCUCUUGCUGUCUCCAGCCAGGAUACUUCAGCCCAGCCCAUGGCCUCCAGGAAACCCCUGGCCAAGUCCUCCGCUGUGCCUCAAGGGCCUCCACGUCCCUCCGGGUCAGAGCUCAAGGUCUACCGGCCAACCUCCGGAUCUAUCCCGGUACCAGUCCCCAAUCCGUCCACGCUCCGCAAGCAGCGAUCACUUAGCAACUUGUGUGUACUCACUGAUGCAGAGAAGAAGCUCCACCUGUACCAAUCUCCCAAAUGGAAUGAUGAUACAAGCCGGACUGGCACUGGCACCAACAAAGCGGGCCAGACUAAGACAGCUCAGGCUGGGGGUGGGAGACCACCGCUCUCCCGGACCCUUUCAAAGUCAGAACAGUCCCUUUUCCAGGGGAAGCCCAAAUCUUUCUGCUCCCCAGCUGUGACAUCAAACAUAGGCAAGCCCAGUCGAAUCCCUGCCCCUGGUAAACCACGGGGACCUUACGCUGAGGUCAAGCCCAUCAGCAAGGCCUCUGAGGUGGGCCAGAGUGCAGGCACAGACCUUGUUGACCACCCAACUAAGACUAACUCCAAUGGAGCUGGGAGCACUGGAACUAAUGGAAAGAAACCAGGAGAGAAGGGGAAAUCUGCAGCUCUGUCCCCAGAGGAAAAGAAAGAGAAGAAGGGGAUAGACGGAGAGGAUGAUAAGGCCUUUCUGAAGGUGGACCCAGAGUUAGUGGUGACUGUUCUGGGGGACCUGGAGCAGCUGCUCUUCAGUCAAAUGCUGGACCCAGAGUCCCAGAGGAAAAGGACCGUGCAAAAUGUUCUCGAUCUUCGACAGAACCUGGAAGAAACCAUGACCAGCCUGAGAGGGGUGCAGCUGAGCCACAGCUGUGUUGACGGGACCAUGUGCUACGACAGUGACGAAGCUGCUGCAUUCUCCAUUUCCAGUCUAUCAAAUCGCUCCUCUCCAUUGUCAUGGCGCCAAGGUCAAGCCAGCCCCCGCCUGCAAGCCGGUGAGGCCCCGUCCACAGGUAACGCCCAGUCAGAAGUUCCCAUCCGGAUCAACCACACCUCUCGUAUCCAACUUAUCGAAGCACUGGACGACUCAGAUCCAUCCCUCCUGAAGGGAGAUUACCUCAGUGACAGUGACCUCGGUGGGAAGAGCCCAAAUGAGGAUGAUGAUGAAGAUGAUGUUGAUAUUGAUGACCUGGGGAAUGGUUGGGAUGAGAGCAGCUCCAUCAGCAGUGGUCUGAGUGAUGGCUCAGACAACCUGAGCUCUGAAGAGUUUAACACGAGCCCCACUCUCAACUCCCUUCCUACCACUCCCAUUGGCUCCCGCAGAAACUCUGCCAUAGUGAUGCGCACAGAUGCAGAGAAAAGAUCUCUGGUGGAAAACGGUCUGUUCUGGGACACUGAUGAUACCAAACCCAGCCGCAAGAGCCAGGGCAGCAGCGGUUAUGAUACAGGAAGCCUCAAGUCAGAAUCAGCCAAUAAAUGGAAAAAAACACGUCCACAUGGGGAGGGGCUGGAAGGAGGGAAAGGCGAGCUGAAGAAACCUCAGACCCUGGGCCAUGGAAAUGUGUUGAAAAAAGGAAGAAACCCACCUGUGGGAGUCACAUCACCAAUCACACACACCUCUCAGAGUGGGCUGAAAGUGGCAGGUACAGUAAAGUCAGAUGGGAAGCCCAUGGAUAAGUCUCGGUUAGCUGUGAAAAAUUCAGGUCUUCAGCGCUCCUCCUCUGAUGCCGGUAAAGACCACCGGAAUGGCACUGGUGCUAUUGAGCAACGUAAACCUCCGUCCGGCCUGGUCAGGCCCUCAGCUGGUGGAAACUUUGGCUUCAAGAAGCCCCCCGCAGCUACCAGUAAUGGCACAAACAAUACCACUGGGAUGAGUACAGGCGGCAGUGCCAUACCCAUCGGUUCUGCAACUGUGGGAAAGAUUCCCAAAACGUCUGGCAUUCCUGUUAAACCAGGUGCUGGUGGUGGUGGUGGUGGUGGUGGAGGACGUAAGACAAGUCUAGAUGUGUCAAGCAGCGACCAGAGUGGUUUUCUGUCUCCAAAUGCAAGGACGUCUCUCCAGUAUCGCUCGCUGCCUCGCCCGGCCAAAACAAGCACCCUGACUCUAACCCGGCCGAGCUCGGCUCGUCCAGUGAGCACCACCAUGGACACAGGCUCUGGGCUGAUCAAACCCUCCAGCACAGCUCCCCUGGGCUCGAAGCUCAAAGAGCACACCUCAGGGCUCGGUUCUGGACCAGGGUUGAGUAAGGCAGGGGGUCGUGGUAUCCCAAGUCCCAGUCCUGUCAAUCAAACAGACAGAGAGAAGGAGAAAGAGAGAGCCAAAGCCAAAGCUGUUGUGUCUGACUCUGAGUGUGGAGGAGGGUCUCUGAAGGGCACUCCUGUUCAGACCCCCUCAGAGAACGGAGGAAAGCUGCAGGGUCUGAGACCUCCCAGCAGUAGCAAGGGUACAGACUUACCCUCACCCAACAAUCACAGAUUAUCUGGUGUGCGCAGCCUGACAAAGCCUCUAUCUAUUGCCCAGCUGGACAAACUGAACUCCAGCAGCUUGGAUGUUGGGGUUAAGGACUCCAUGCCUCCUAAGAUUCCUCCUUACUCAAAGCUCCAAGACCUAGCCAGCUCAGCAGUCAGCUCCACUGGCCACUGCCUGACCCCGAGUCCUGCCCCCUUGCUUAAUGUCAACUCCUCGUCCUGCUUCUCAGGCUCUGGGAUUGGGUUGGGGCCUAGGCAGGUCUCUUCCCUCGGGGUUGAAGGAAGUGAUGGGAGCAGCACUCCUCUGCUCUAUCCUCGACUAUCUGGGCUGCAUCGCAGUAUGGAGUCUCUGCCACUCCAGAUGAGCCUGGCACCAGAACCGCAACAGAGGAAUGGGAGGGAAACUUUGGUGAGAGGCUACACCACCUUAGAGUCCAGAGACAAAGAUAGACAGGAAGACAGAGGUCCUCCUGCCAGCUGGAGCUCCGGAAGUAAAAUAUCCAUGAUUCUAACAGACAGUUCUCACAGAGACAGAAACACACUGCCAAAGAAAGGUUUAAGUUUCAGCAGUGUUACCCAAGUUGAGGAGGAAGGGAAGGAGAAAGGAGAAAGGCGACACUCUCAUACUAUUCUCAGUAUGACCGACUCGCUCACUCUCCCGCUGUUGUCCUCACCCACCUCCCUGCCUCGCACCUCUAAGACCAGUAUGGUACCCAGCCCUGUUGGUGGACCUCCAAGAAUGACUCGAUCAAACAGCAUCCCUACGCAUGAUGCUUCUCUGGAGUUGUAUGGAGCGUCUCCGCUGGGCAGCACGCUGUCACUGGCUGAACGUCCCCGGAGCAUGGGAAUGGUUCGGUCUGGAUCCUUUAGGGACAAGGAGCCUAAUGAUGAAGUUCAUGGGUCUGUAAUCUCUUUGGCAUCCAAUGCCUCAUCGACCUACUCAUCGGCUGAGGAAAGGAUUCAGGGAGAGCAAAUCCGCAAGCUGAGGAGGGAGCUGGAAUCGUCCCAGGAGAAAGUGUCUAACCUGACCACGCAGUUGUCAGCAAAUGCAAAUCUUGUGGCCGCCUUUGAGCAAAGUUUGGCACUGAUGACAACUCGGCUGCAGAGUCUGUCAAUAAGCCAUGAACAGAAGGACACAGAGCUGUCAGAGCUGCGGGAGACCAUCGAAGAUCUGAAAGUCAAGAAUGAAGAAGCCCAGGCGGACAUACAAGGAGCCUUAAACAACCCAGAUAACAUGAAAGACAUGCGUAUUCGCCGUCAGAACUCAUGUGAAAGCAUCUCCAGUCUCAACAGCCUGACCAGCAUGUCGAGUAUGGGCAGCUUGAAGGACCAAGAUGCCAAGAAGAAGAAGAAAAAGAGCUGGGUCUUUGAGCUGAGGAGCUCCUUCAACAAGGCAUUUAGCAUUAAGAAAGGCUCCAAAACCUACUCAGACAUUGAGGAAAUUGCUACUCCUGACUCCUCAGCUCCCAACUCCCCAAAGAUGCUUCAUGAAGGGGGAGAAGCAGAAGAGAUCCUGCCCUCAUGCCUCAAAACCUCUGCAUCGGCCACCUCCUCUGUUAUCAUGGAGACAGCAGAUGAGACAGACUGCGAGGAAAGGGCUGUCACAGAGCUUCGUUCAGAGCUCUGGGUGAAGGAGAGAGAACUGACAGACAUCCGACUAGAGGCCUUAAACUCUGCUCAUCAGUUGGAGCAGCUGAGAGACACCAUGAACAACAUGCAGUCAGUGGUGGAGAACCUGAAGGCAGAGAAUGACCAUUUGAAAGUUGGUUCUGGUCCCACCUCCUCCACCUCCCAACCUUCAGGCCUGGCCUCUUUCCUGGGACCCUCAUUAAGACAGCCAAUGAGUAUGUCCCUCACCAAGUCCUUCAGCCUCAGUCUGAAUGAUUGUAAGGAUCCAGACGUGUCUCCAGUUGAUAGGCUAAAUGUGUCGGCUCAGCAGGAAGGGGUGUGUGCACGAGUACUGGUUCGCAUCAGAGACCAAGCAGAGGACAGUAAACAGCAGCAGGACUACUACCUGGGCUCAGUGCUGGUCACUGGGACAACUGACUGGGCCUGUCUGGACUCUGUUAUAGCUAAGACCUUCAGAGAUUACCUAACUCAAGUGGACCCAACAGCCAGCCUGGGACUUUCCUGUGAUUCUCUGAACAUGUAUCAGCUGAACCAGGGAGAGCAGAGGGUGAUAGGAGGGGACAAACCUCAGGCCUCACCUCAUCGCUGUCUUGGCAACGGUCCAGCACGCAUCUUUGUUACUUUGAAAGGUCUUAGAGAAAAAUGUGUUGACUCACUGGUGUUUGAGACUCUGAUUCCUAAGCCCAUGAUGCUGCACUAUAUCAGCCUGCUGCUAAAGCACAGGCGCCUGGUUCUGUCGGGGCCUAGUGGGACAGGGAAAACUUACCUGGCCCAGCGUCUGGCCCACUACCUCCUACAGCGCAGCCAGACUGACUCGUGUGAGGCUGAGCAUGAGCCCUGUCUCGAGGGCCGCUGUGCUGCUGUCACCUUCAACAUGCAUCGUCAGACACAGAAGGAGUUGCAGUUAUAUCUGUCCAAUCUGGCAAAUCAGAUUGACAGAGACACUGGAGGAGAAAUGCCGUUAGUUGUCAUCAUAGAUGACAUCAGUGAUGCAGCAGCCAUCACUGAGCUUGUCAACGGAGCACUCACCUGCAAGUAUCAUAAAUGUCCUUACAUCAUUGGAACAACUAAUCAGCCUGUGAAGAUGACAUCUAACCACAGUCUGCACCUCAGUUUCAGGAUGGUGAUGUUCUCUAACAAUGUGGAACCGGCUAACGGGUUCCUGCUGAGGUACCUGCACCGUAAGGCUGUUGAAAGCUACCAGGAGGAGGAGCAGGACCCAGCGCAGCAUCAGGCUCUCCUCCAUGUGCUGGACUGGAUCCCUCAGCUCUGGUACAAUCUCCACACUUUCCUGGAGAAACACAGCACUUCAGAUUUCCUCAUAGGUCCCUGCUUCUUCCUGUCAUGCCCAGUAUCAGUGGCAGAGUUCAGGCAGUGGUUCAUUGACCUGUGGAACCACUCCAUAAUACCGUACCUGCAGGAGGGGGCCAAAGACGGCAUCAAGGUUCAUGGGCAGAAGGCAGUAUGGGAGGAUCCAGUGGAGUGGGUGAGAGGAACCCUUCCGUGGCCCAAUGCACAGCAAGACCAGUCCAGGCUCUUUCACCUACCUCCCCCCAGUAUAGGUCCACCCAGCGAAGAGAAGAAGCCCCCCAAAGAUACACCUCCACCUAGCACAAUGGAGUCAGAUCCGCUGAUGGCCAUGCUGCUGAAGCUCCAGGAGUCGGCCAACUGCAUUGAGUCUCCAGAGCGGGAAGGCAGUCUGGAUCCCACUCUCCAGGCUGCACUCUGAGGAUAACACGUGACCGUCAGUCAGGCUAUGGAACUAUAGACUCUUUAUUAUGGCUGACACAGAGAAAGUGCAGUCCCAGUGAGACUUUAAAGACUGAAUUAUGAACAUUACUGUGUGCUCAGUGAGCAGUUAUAAAGCUACAUGUAAAGGAUCUACAUAGAGAGUGAUAACAGAUGAAGGGUUUGCUCUGCCCUGCUAUCAGAACAUUGGAAAGAUAAUUUAACUGCGAUGAUAGGAAGCUGUGAUGAUCAUCUCGAGGAGAAAUGUUGACGCGUCUCCUCUGUUUGUUUAAGAUGGAUUUUUGUUGAAUCUGCAACUGCAUGGUGACCAGAAUAGUAUGAUGCAAAAUAUUACCUAUAAUCCUAUUGAUCAAGACCCAUUAUUUUCUUUUUAUUUGACUGCCCCAACUUUCACUCAAAUAUUCAACACAACUAUCGGUGCUUUCUGGUGUUCUUUUAUGCUUCAUUUCAAAAAGAAAUUAAGCUCAGAAGUAAUUGACUCUGAUUUCCCCAGAUGUAGGACCAUCACUCGACCACAGCCAAAAAUGCACUUUAUUUUCUACAUGUGGUAAUUGGAUUGAUUUAGGAGGCUGUGAUCGAGUUUUAAAGGGGAUUAUCAGAUGAUCUUGCAGCUCACUAGCAAUUCCUCCAGAUGGCAGCAUCUUCAUCAGUGCUCUCCUGUUGUGCUAUCUGACUAAUCAAAAGGUGCUCAGUAGAAUAUAACACAAACUCAAUAACACAACUAUAAAAGUUGCCUUGAAUAUUUUUUCCACUCAGUUCAGUCUUUGUGUCAUACAGAGAUAUAUAUCAUGGAUCAGAUAUCAGAAUUGUGAAGCUCUAAGAGUAACAUGCAUGGAGUAAUAAGGAACUGAACUAUGUAUGGGUUUUAGGGUCAGUCUGUAUACAAAACGUCAUUAUCCGUGGUGAUGUACCGGUGUCGUAACCACAGAAACUACCCAUCAUGUUGGCAUCAAACACUUAUACACCUGUGGACUAGGAGAGCCAACUGAUGGCAGUGGAUUGACCUGACUUCACAUACUAUAUCAUAAACACACAGAAAAAUCUUAUCUCGUCUGCCAAAACGGUCGACCAUUUCUGGCUCUGCUUGCUUAUAUACUGUACUUAAACCUGUUUUAAAACACAAAAUUCUCUUGUGAUAGAUGAGGAUGCAGCUUUGAAAAUGUUUAUUUUGUAGGAUUUUUUACUGAGUCAUCUUCACCAAUCUUCCGCACACAGAAAUUAUCAUAGAUGUAUACCUAACAUGACACAACAAGAACAUAUCAUCGUUUGUCUACAACAUAGAGGUGUCAAAUUUCUGCUAUCACUGCUUCAGUCACUUCACAUUCAUCAAAAACGGCCAUCGAGUGAUUAGAAUCUGUAUCUUCCUUGCUGUAUUUGCUCUUUAUACCUCUGAUAACCGUUUUUCAACCUUUUUCAAGCAUGCAUUGUCUUUAAGAGUUAAGAGAGGGGUAAAGACAGUUGAAUCUAAUUUUUAAGUGGCUUCCUCCCAUCCCUUUCAGUCAUCAGUUUGCACAUAAUAUAUGUUAGAGUACUAGAUUACAUAGAGUAUUUAUUGCUCACAUCUUGACUGUUCUUGUGAUGAAGGAAGACAGCAUUAAAAAGAGGAGGAAACUUUAUAUAGUAGAGAUAUGCUAAAACCUUUUAGCUCGGUGCCCCUUGACCCUGAAGUACCUCAGACUGCCAUGUUCUGUCCAGAUAUUCCUCUGCUUUCCAAACAGGGUGCUGAUAUAAAGUAGAGACAUGAUGCCUAAGUCUAUCUGUGCCUGAAACACAAUUUGGCCUAAAGCUGCUUUUCAGCUACUACCACACAGAGGCCUAGAUUUAGAGGAAGAUAUGUCAUCACUUCCUCUCACCUACUCUGAUGUCGCUUUAAUCUUGUCACCUUGAUGCCCAGAAUUGGGUGGAGAGUGGGUUUCUAUUUUGACCUGUUGGCUGGUAGUCAUGAUGAUAAGCUGUUAGGAAAGACGAUGUGUGUAUCAGUUACGCGUGUAAUCAUGAUUGAAUUGCUGAGCAGUGUAUGUGUGUGAUAUGAUGCUGUUUUAAACUUCAAGAACGAUAAGUAUGAAAGACUGCACGUCUUUGAGGAGUUGCCUGAGAAGCAGUGUAAAAACAGAUCUUAGCCUGGAGAUGGAGAUGUAACGUCAGUGCAUGUAUUCCUGGUUUGUUCCCAAAGUGUUGUUUCAUUGGACCUACCACGCUUAACCUUAACACGGGAGAGGGAUUUUUAAUAACUGGAUAUCUUCCUCUUUUCACGUUUGUUUUUUAAGAGCAGACAUUUGUUUUUCUUAUGCAAAUAUUUGUAAAGGUUUCUUUCUCUUUUGUACAUGACAUCAAUGUUGUAAACACUGUAAAUAGUCAGUGCAUCUGCGACAACAAUCACUCAAAAAAAAGUGUAGAGAUCUAAGAGAAGGCUUGGCCCCUGUAUGCAGAAAAAUGAGCGUCCAUGUUGGUUUUAUUGUCUUCCUCCAGAAGGAAGGAGCACUUGGCUUAAAAGGGGGCCUAAAAAUGGUUGUAUGGCAUGUCUCUAUAACCACAUCAAAUCCCAUAUGUCUAACAUUGAGCAAUGGAUACAAUAAAGU
Molecule: messenger RNA, 9478 nt
Organism: Scomber scombrus (Atlantic mackerel)
Lineage: Eukaryota; Metazoa; Chordata; Actinopteri; Scombriformes; Scombridae
Product: neuron navigator 1-like
Exons: 32
Coding region: 1-6879 (2292 amino acids)
Biological process (GO): microtubule bundle formation; neuron migration; neurogenesis
Cellular component (GO): microtubule cytoskeleton; axon initial segment
Molecular function (GO): ATP hydrolysis activity
Source: RefSeq, a predicted model, not a curated record